This is a messenger RNA of Salvia hispanica, 1134 nucleotides long. The record is from RefSeq and is a predicted model, not a curated record. NCBI's taxonomy places the organism in Eukaryota, Viridiplantae, Streptophyta, Magnoliopsida, Lamiales, Lamiaceae.
AUGGAUUCCAAUUUCCCUAACCACGACGUUGUAACAGAAAUACUCUUGCACUUGCCAUUCACACCCCUCUUGAGAUUUCGAAGCGUCUGCAAAUCAUGGCGCGAUCACAUCGAUUCUGAAGCCUUCAGAAAAUCGCACAUUCACCACCAUGCCAACGACGACAGAGACGACGAGACGCUACUCGUGCAGUUCAGUUUCCGAGAAGACGGAGUUUCAGAACUGUCAAUGUUUAACGGGAAGCUGCACAACAACGUCCUGCCAGCUCCCCAGGAAAUCCUGGACUACCACCUGAAGCUUGGCCUCGACACGAGGGAAGUCGACGUCCGUUGUGCUCUGAUCUCCGGGCCUUCUAACGGUCUGAUCUGCGCCUACUACAGGGCCACCGACGCACCCAUUGCAGUAUGCAACCCUAGUUUAGGCCUCAUCACUAUCUUGCCAAUGCCACCAAACCCUAGUUCAAAUCAUCACACGUGUCGCGACAUCGCGAUUUGGUUCGACGAGGUCGCACAAGAUUACGCGGUGGUGCAGCUCUUGUCUUGCUACGAACUCAGUUUCCACUUGCACGCGUCGGUGUACUCGAAAGCCACGAAUUCUUGGAGGGAGCUGAGCGUCGGCGGCAGCGAUGUGAUUGCUCGUGGUUUGUGCGUUGUCAUCAUCCCUAUAAGUUCGCGGUGCAAGGACGGCUCGUUCUCGCACUGGCUGGCGGUUGACGAGGAGGGGAAUCAGGUGAUCGUGUCGUUCGACUUCAGGAACGAGGGUUUCCGUAUCGUUGAGAUAACGGACUUUGAGAUUUUGUUGAGGCGUGGUUAUAUGAGGAUUUUUGCGGAGGGCGAUGAUUCUUUUCUCGCGUUCAAUUCUGGUUAUCAGAAAGAGGCUGAGUGGUUGAACAUAUUUUGGUUGAGAGUGGAAGAGAAUAGGCUGCAAUGGGAUCGCAUGAAGACAGUUGGACCAUUUGAUGGCCUUGUCAUAACCAAGGCUUUGGCUUUGUGUGAGAAGGGUUAUGUUGUUUUGGAGGCUGAGAAUGGGUGUUUAGUACUUUAUGAUUAUUGUAAUGAAAAAUUUCUUAAAUGUUUCGAGAUGGAGAGUAAUGUGCCCAUGAUUUUUGAGUAUAGAGGAAGCUUUGUUUUGCCUUAG